Messenger RNA from Necator americanus (New World hookworm), 2121 nucleotides. RefSeq lists its product as uncharacterized. Lineage: Eukaryota; Metazoa; Nematoda; Chromadorea; Rhabditida; Ancylostomatidae. The record is from RefSeq and is a predicted model, not a curated record. The transcript is spliced from 13 exons. The coding region runs from base 1 to 2121 and encodes 706 amino acids.
AUGCGCGUAUCUUAUAAGGAGGGCCAUCGAAACCAGGUUUGUUUGUUGUGUUUUGUUGGAAUUCACACGAUAGCGAGGAAGUCGGUGUUCAUGCCUCAACGGGUACGUAAGGCGUUUUUUCCAACUGGAAUUAGUAGAUACGUGAGGAUUGUUCAGAGUUUCAAUAAUAGCGAAGUGGGAUACGUCCGGCUCCAUGUGUUGCUCAUCAUUUUCUUAGCAGAUUUCGCAUUAUCAUCGGCUCUCUCGGAGGAUAGCGCAUCAUCAACGACUAAAAGAACUGUUGCCGAAGAAAACCAUCUAGCGGGUGUCCUGAGUAAAGAAGGAAUUGCUUCAGGAAAUGAUGGGGAUUCAUCAGCAGGAAAGAAGCCGCUAACGGAUCCAAUACCAUUCAAUCACUCAACUCUCGAAGGUAUUUCAUCACGGUUGACAAGAUGGGUCACAAUUCGUCCAAUUAAACCUACGACUACAUCAACUACGACUACAACUAUGACUUCCAAACCUACGACAACUACAACAUCAACCACGACUAGAACUACAACAUCAACUACAACUAGAACUACAACAUCAACUACGACUAGAACUACAACAUCAACUACGACUAGAACUACAACUUUAGAACCUAGAAAAACUAGAACUACCACUAGAAGCACAACUACAACUUCUAAACCUACGACAACUAGAGCUACAGCUAAAACUACAACUAAAACCACGAUUAGAGCUACAACUUCUAAACCUACAAAAGCUUCAACGAGCAUUCGUACGCCCCAACGUACACGACGGCCAACGACAGAAGCGGAACCAGAGCCGGAACCAGAACCGGACCCAGACGAUGGCCUACCUGUCCUACCUCCGUUACCUACGACGAGACCAAAAAAAGUAACAUCGACAACGCGAAGAAUAACGGACGGUGAUCCUGGUCCUAGUGAGGAAAAAGAGACAUCCACUACUGAAGCUACAAGUGUUUGGCAAGGAGGAAGUACUAGAAGUGAAGGGCUCAUCAUCGGACCUUCUGACAUUCGUGGAAAACAGCCGCGCAAAUACAAGCACAUGAAUAAUGGAGCAGUGGUUUUGCUAGUAUGUGGAAUAAUUCUUUCGCUACUUUUGGGGAUUCUAGUGGUCUUAAUAACUAUGAUGAUGGCCGCUGACAAGAAAGAAGAUGAUAGAGGGAUGCUGUGGCUAUGGAAGACCCAUAGCUGUGAAUGGCUGUUAAUGUUUGCUUGUUUUUGUGCUCAAAAUUUGGCAAAAGCAAAUUCUACAAAUGUGACUUUACUAAUUAGCAAUGAAACCAGCCAUCAUUUUACAACUCGACUCUUAACACUCUCAAAACAACAGCGAACGACUCUAGAAACAACAACAAAAGCACAUAUCUCAGAUAAUGUGACAACGACCAAGAACCGAGAAGAACUCACAAAGAACGUAACUUCACAGACUACGACGACUUCACGUUCAUCAUCAACAUUGGAGUCUUCUCAGACAAUUUCCACACCAAUAACAGAACAGGCAUUUUCUUCAUCACCUCGACUAACCUCCUCUGAAGAAAAUUCAGAACUCCCUUCAACGGGAACGGAUUCGAAACUCUUAUCACAGGGAACAUCAUCGAAGACCCCUUCAAAAAGAACGUCAGCACGAACGGAAGCGUCAAGCACGCCUAGUUUAAAAUCUCAACAUUCUUCCUCCACUAGUGCUCUACCGCCUCUGGAAAAAUCAACGACUUCUACAAAACGAGUAUUAACGGCAUCCACUCAACAACCUCAAUCCACCGUUCUCAGAACAACUCAACCUCCAAGAUCAAAAAUUACCACGGAAGGACCAAUCAGUCCCACUAAAAGCUACACGAAACAGAAUGACAAUCAAACUACCAGAAAACCAGAUCAGAAUAUUGUAACAGAUUACAACGCGAAAAACAAGAUGGGAAAAGAUUCAAUGGAUGCGGGUCGCUACAAUAAUGCUGCAGUCUUUGUAGUAGUCUGUUGCGGCCUGACAACGAUUUCAUUGGCUAUACUGGCUGUACUUCUUCUUCUUGUACUAAAGAAGGUGAAGGAGAAGGAUGUCACAUCUACAGCGAAGACACCAAGAGGUUUAACACAGCAGAAGUCUAGCAGUAACAAAAAACGAAAAUAG